AUGCUGUUCCUUACCCUCUGGCUUCUAACUGCCUUAAUGAGAAGCACACAUGCAGAAUGUGGCCUCAGACCCUCUUACAAACCAUCCGCACUGAAAGAGUCAAAGACCGUAGGGGGCACGGGUGAGUUCCCCUGGCAAGUGAGCAUCCAGACCAAAGAGAAGCAUUUUUGCAGCGGGUCGAUUAUAAGCAGCUGGUGGAUUUUAUCUGCGGCACAUUGUUUCACAAAUGAACUUCCACCAGAUCUGUACGUGGCGUUUGGGGCAGUUGACUUGGAAAGCCACCAAGUAGAGAAGAAAAAGCUGGACAGGCUGAUUCUGCAUGAGCACUUCGAUAGCGCAAACAUGGACAACAACAUCGCCUUGAUCCUGCUCGACUCACCGAUAGGGUUCAGUGAACAGAAAAUGCCCAUCUGCUUGCCUUUCAUUCAUGACCUUCAGACGUGGAAGGACUGCUGGGUUGCUGGUUGGGGAGCCACGGCGGCAGGGGACAAGAUGAAAUUAACCAAGAGGCUAAAGAAAAUGGAGAUGAAGCUGAUCAGCAAGAAGCAAUGCUCCGAGUGGCUCCCGGAGCUAACGGAGAACAUGCUGUGCGCUGGCUCCGUGGAAGGAAGGAAGGAUGCCUGCCAGGGAGACCGCGGGGGACCUUUGGUUUGCACCUAUGGAGACGUCAUGAAGUGGUUUGCUCUUGGCAUAGUCAGCUGGGGAGAAGGCUGCGGGGAAAAACAGCAUCCCGGAAUGUACACCUUCAUUUUCAACUACUUGGAGUGGAUCCAGGUGGAGACGGCCAGGGAAGGGAAGCCUUUCAUCCCCCAAGGACUGGAUAACAUCACGAUUUCCAAGCGGCUUCGCUCCAGCGCUGGGAAGGAGCCUGCACCUCCGGCUUCUUCACUCCUUUUGUUUUUCUAUGUUACUAUUUUGCUAGUGAUGAUUUUUAAAUCAUAA
Molecule: messenger RNA, 942 nt
Organism: Chrysemys picta bellii (western painted turtle)
Lineage: Eukaryota; Metazoa; Chordata; Testudines; Emydidae
Source: RefSeq, a predicted model, not a curated record